Ostrinia nubilalis (European corn borer) is the source of this 1605-nucleotide messenger RNA. RefSeq names its product ganglioside-induced differentiation-associated protein 1 (gene Gdap1). NCBI's taxonomy places the organism in Eukaryota, Metazoa, Arthropoda, Insecta, Lepidoptera, Crambidae. Gene Ontology annotation, biological process: mitochondrial fusion; mitochondrial fission. Gene Ontology annotation, cellular component: mitochondrial outer membrane. The record is from RefSeq and is a predicted model, not a curated record. The coding region runs from base 143 to 1141 and encodes 332 amino acids. The transcript has 5 exons.
UCUGAUGUUGGUAGUCUUUACGUGAAAAAACCCGCCUAUACAUUUCUUUUAAAGAUUGGUAAUUUUUUUGCGGUGUUUUUUAUUAGUUUUUCAUAGAAUUGUGGUGCUCAAAUUAAAACAGUGCAGUAAAUAAAUUACUAAAAUGCAUUACGUACAGAAGUUUAUGGAAAAAUUACCAAUCAUUAAAACAAAUGCGAAAACACCUGCUGGCUCGAAGUCGAAUAUUCUACUAUAUUGUAAUUAUUAUAGCUUUUAUUCCCAAAAGGUUUUGAUGGCUCUUUACGAAAAAAAUAUAGAUUUUGAGCCUUUAGAGGUCGACAUUACUAAAGGCGAACAGUAUUCAUCCUGGUUCCUGGAAAUAAACCCUCGGGGUGAAAUUCCUGUGCUUAAAGUGAAGAAUGAGACCAUACCGGAUUCCACUCGAAUUUUAGAUUAUUUAGAGCUAUAUUUAGAUCCAGAGCUUCCAUCGCUGAUUAAUGUCUCAACCGACAAAAAAGUUUUAGAUAGCAUUAACAAAUUUCGGGACAUAAUUGAAGCAUUACCAGCAGGAGUUAUAACUGUGGGGUCAUUCUUUCAUCCACAUCUAUGUGGGAGUCCUAAAUUACCAUUUGUGUUACCUGUUAGAGAAGUGCUGAAGACUGGAGAUUUGGGCAGUUCGAAAAAUUUGAGAAAACUAGCAGAGGAAAAUCCUAAUGCCAAGGGCAUAUUAUUAUACAAAGCAGAAAUACAAGACAGAAAACAUGAAAUAUUAUCUAAUGAAGAUGAAUAUUUAAAAGUGUUAAAUAUUGUUGAUGAAGUACUGUCUCAUGUUGAGGAGCAAUUAAGGAAGCAGAGUGAAGGUAACUGGUUGUGCUGUGAAACAUUUACUAUAGCUGAUAUUAAUUUGGCUAUACUACUUCAAAGAUUGUGGGAACUUGGACUAGAAGGCAGAUAUUGGGCAGGUGGCAAACGUCCAUUAUUAGAAAAGUAUUAUGAAAGAGUCAAACAAAGAGAUUCAUUCAAACGAACCAUUCCUAAUCUCCCAUUCCAUAUAAAAAUGAUCAUCAUGUCUCAACCUCCUAUGUAUGUUGGAGCUGCAGGUGUUGCUUCAAUUGGUGUAGUUGCAGGUCUAUUUUACAUAUUUAAGAGAUUGGUAUUUUAACAAUCAUAAUAAUUCAUUCAUCAUAAAUAACAUGUAAUAAAUAUAGAAAAAAUAGCUUAGUAGGGAGAAAAUGUGUUAGUUUAAAAUGUGGUUCACACAAUCUUACAAUACAAUUUGUACAAAAUAAUGGACAAAUAACAUAUUUUUAACUGUUGUAGAAAUAUUGUAAAAACAAUUUUUAAAUCAACUACAAUUUUGAUUGUAUAAAUAAUAAUAAUUAAAUAUUUACUAUUUAUUGUAUCCAUAUUUCUCAGACCAUAAAGUUAAACAUAAGAACCCAACCCUUUACUAAGUAAACUUUAUAUUAAAAUACACAAUUCACCAUCUGGGUCAUUUCAAACUGUAUUCUUAGACUAAUGCACCAUAAGAAUUAUUUAUUAAAAACCCUCAUAAACAAAAUAAAUAAAUUAUACUUAUGAAGAAAUUCACACAUUAUCUUGAUUCUUCCUUUGAAGUAUCUGGAA